GCAUUGCAGCACGGAGCCGUACCGUACGCAGCACACAACAACGCAACACGAGGCAAGACAACACAAGUCACAUCAAUCCGACCCAAUCCAAAACAUGAACGCCGGAUUUCUCGCCGAGCUCAAGCAAAAGGCCAAGGCCACCGACGGCGCCAGCGCCAAAACGCCCAAAGCAGCCGCUGCACCCCCAUCGGCCAACGCUUCCCUGAUGGAAGCGCUCAAGAGCAAGCAGAAGGAUCAGAAAACGAACAAGCUCGGUGCAUCCGAAUCCUUGAUGGCGGCACUGAAGGCAAGAAAGCCCCCGGCGGUGGGUGCUGCUAGCUCUCAACCAGCACCAGCACCAGCAGGCAACAACCAAAGCCGCGCCGGAAAGAAAACGGCAAAAAAGACGUCCUCCUUUGCGGAACAGCCCUUCGAAUACCAUCCCUGCGAGAGCAACGACGGCGAUACCAGCGACGAUCCGGCCGACUCGGGCCACGGUUUCUUUCUCUUUGUCUCGGACGGGGAAACCUCGGACGAUUUCGUCCCGAGGAUCGAUGCCUCGAACGCCGGCGGCGGCACCACCACCACCACCAUCGAGGUCCCCCUCGCGCCCCUGGUCUACCGGGCGUGCGACCACACCUUCGAAAAGGCCGUUCGCAACAAGACGGCCGUCGCCGCCGACGAGUGCGUCCGCAAGCUGGGGAUCCUCCGGGCCCUCCAGCGCGAGAAGGGCGUCUUCAACGACCUGCUGGCGGACAGGCUCGCCGCGAGCAACCCCCUGGAGGAGGAGGAGCUCGGAAAAACGCGGUUCCUGGAGCUCCUGUCGAACGGGGGCGUCGCCCGGACCGUCGUGGAGCUCCUCCUCACCGAGAUGGCCCGGGCCCUGGACCACCCCAAGCCUUCGUCCGGCAGCGACGACCACAACAACGACGAAGACGACCGGUCCCCCCUCGCCGUUUCCAUUGCCGGCCUCGACGACCUCUUGGAGGCGAUCGAGGGGGCCGUCCCGGAGCUGGCCGCUGCCCGGGCGGAAAUCGAGGGCACGCAGUCCGUCUCCUUCUAUCCCGGCCUGGGGGAGCUCUUUGGACCCGGCGCCAAGCUGGUCUGCUACCCCGAGGGGAUGGAGGGCAGCCCCCUGGGGGUUUCCUGCGUCCAGUCGUGGUACGCGGAGGACCACAACCACGCCACCGGGACCACGAAGCGGCGGUUCGUCCUGGUCAUCGAGUUCCUGGUCAGCGUCGGCGACGAGCUGGUCUUUGUGGCCAUGACCGGUGCGUUGCUGGUUGUGUUUUUGUGUGUUUGUGUUUUUUGUUGCCUUUCUUGGAACCCGCGUUUUCUUCCAAUAAUCUAUGUGCAAAUCUUUCUCCAUUGACGCGCUUGUUCUCCUAUUGCCCGUCUUCUAUUUCUAGACGUAUACCCGGAAUUCCACGACACGAGCCGGAAUGUUCCGCUCAAGGACCUGAGCCACAGAAAGCUUUCGAACCACGGAGACGAUGCCGCCCUGCUCGAGCGCCUGCAGCAGCGGGGAGAAUUCUACGCCAGCGUGGCCACCAAGAACCACUUUCUAGAAUACUACGCGGACUCCUUCUUCCCCAUCCUCAAGGGAGGCGGGUGGUCCUCCAACGCCGUCCGGCCGCUGUCAAAGGGCGGACGCGUCAUGGUGGACGUCAAGCGGGGGAUUCUCGAGGGACACAUCGCCGUCCGCAGCGGAAGCUCGGGGAGCGGGAGCGGAGACGCCACCAGCGACACCGUCCGGGAGGCCAUCAAGCUCUUUGAAUCGUCCAAGCGCACCGGAAUCGCGGUCCCCUUUCGGACCUGCGUGCUGCCCGACAAAUUCCGAAACACCAGAUCCGCAAAGAAGGCAUCCCCGGACCCGGCCAAGCACCCAACCCCCCGGGCCGGGGCCUCCGAUCGGGAGCGGCUGUGGAUGUCCUGGCCCAUGCUGGUGGGCUUUUCGUUCACGGCCCGGGUAUGGGGCAAGCUCUUGCUCGGCAUGCCAAAACCGAUCGUUGCACCGAAACCCGAGCUUCCGUCGGCACCGCUGUCUCCCGGUCGGGGCCUGGUGGCCCAGCAGCGGCCGUCCUCGCGCAGGUUCGGCGUCGAGAUUGCGGCGCUGGGGGGAGAGGGCCGCAGCGGAAACUGCGGAUACAUCAGCUUCCAGACCCAGGCCUUUGACCAGCUUGUGCUGGCGGAGGACAAGAAGGAACUGAUCCGGGCCGUCGCACGGAAUGCCGGUGGUGGCGGAUUCGACGAGGACGACAGCGACGACGACAGCGACGACGAGGAGUUCGAGAACGUUGGCAUCGACGUGGUGGCCAACAAGGGUGGGGCAUCGAUCUUUUUGCUGCACGGUCCCCCGGGGUGCGGGAAGACGCUGACCGCCGAGGCGAUUGCCGAGCUUCUGGAGAAACCCCUAUACAUUGUCACGGCAGGAGACCUCGGGAUCUCCGCCUCCGAGGUCGAGCAAAACCUGGGAUCCGUCCUGGAGCUGUGCCAAACGUGUAAGUGUUUGGCGUUUUUGCUGCUCAGCCGUGUAUGGCUUCUUUUGGUACUCUCACAUCGGUUCGAUGUCCACUAAUUCGCAAUGUUCUUGCCAUUGUUUUUCGUUUCAUACAGGGGAUGCUCUGGUGUUGAUCGACGAAGCCGACGUAUUCCUCGAAGCUAGAAACAGCACCGAGAUUGCUCGCAACGCUCUUGGUAAGAACCGAUUCACUAACUCACAACUUAUGUGUUAUGGAAGCAAAGGGGUUCGUUGAUUCAAUGGCUGGCUUGCUCAUCCACCAACUCGUUCUCACAUGUGACCUAUCUUUUCAUUUGACCCCAAGUAUGUGUAAUGCUAAGACUGCUCGAGUAUUAUUCUGGGUGCCUAUUCCUGAGUUCAAACAGAUCUGCAGGCUCUAUCGGUACGUUCUGCAGAAGCGAAAUCAUGGACUGGUUUGCGCUUAUUCGAUCAAUCCUUCUCACAUUGUCAAACGCUUUCUUUUCUUUGCUCAAAAGACGCCGCAAUCGCCAGCAGAAUCACGGUCAUGCUGGGCUAUCCCAAGCUAGAUGCCACUGGGCGGGGAAAGGUAUGGCGCAACCUGAUCGAGCUCGUUCCGGUCGUUCCAACCGACCCUUCUACGGGGAAAGCCUCGGAAAAGAUCCUCUCCAAGCCACGAAAGGCCUCGAGGUACCGCGACGACUUUUCGGCAUCCGACUACCAGAAGCUGGCGGAGCAAUUCGAGCUGAACGGCCGGCAGAUCAAGAACUCGAUCGUUCUGGCGCGGGCCCUGGCCAGGGAGCGGAGGACGCCCCUGAACCUGGCCGUUUUGCACCGAGCCGUGGUGGCCGUCGCCGGAGAGGGCGUCGGAGGAAGCAAAACAGAAGACAGCAGCACGAGUGGCUACUAGGAUUUUGUGUCUCCUCUUUAAGCUUCAAAUACUUCCAACAUAUUGUCUUUGGUGAAUACUACGAAUCUAUUGAAUAGUUCCAUAGUCUUCAGAGGUAGUUUUGGAUAACUAAAUUUUAAAUUUGUGU
Molecule: messenger RNA, 3495 nt
Organism: Pseudo-nitzschia multistriata
Lineage: Eukaryota; Bacillariophyta; Bacillariophyceae; Bacillariales; Bacillariaceae
Source: the annotation of a GenBank genome assembly